Messenger RNA from Drosophila elegans, 1426 nucleotides. Its product is annotated as band 7 protein AGAP004871. The transcript has 5 exons. The record is from RefSeq and is a predicted model, not a curated record. Gene Ontology annotation, cellular component: plasma membrane. Lineage: Eukaryota; Metazoa; Arthropoda; Insecta; Diptera; Drosophilidae. The coding region runs from base 42 to 1373 and encodes 443 amino acids.
CUUCAAUAUAACAAUUAUCUUUAAAAAAUAAAUUCAUUGUAAUGAAGGAGCGAUACGAAGUCCAAUAUGAGAAGUUUGCUAAGAUGGAACUAUCUGAAGAUGGCGAUGCGAAAAAUGUUAUGAUUGAAAAAAUAGCUGUGUGCUUGUCCUGGAUUCUUGUGGUGAUGUUUUUACCCUUCUCCCUGUGCAUUUGUCUGAACGUGGCCGCCGAGUACCAGCGAAUUGUGAUGUUCCGCCUGGGUCGCAUAAGAAACUGCUAUGGUCCAGGCCUUAUAUUCCUGCUGCCCUGCAUCGAUUCGUAUGUUACUGUGGACAUUCGCACCGAUGUGGUGAACGUGGAUCCCCAAGAGAUGCUAACCAAAGACUCGGUGACAAUAACAGUGAACGCGGUAGUUUUCUAUUGCAUCUACCAUCCCAUCGACUCGAUCGUCAAUGUGGACAAUGCCAGGGAUGCCACCGAACGCAUUUCCCAGGUCACCCUGCGCAACAUCGUGGGCUCGAAGCCACUGCACGAACUGUUGACCUCCAGGCAGCAACUGUCGCGGGAAGUCCAGCUGGCGGUGGCCGAGAUCACGGGACGCUGGGGCGUGAGGGUGGAGCGAGUGGACCUCAUGGAGAUUUCAUUGCCCAGCAGCUUGGAGAGAUCGUUGGCCAGCGAAGCGGAGGCGGUGAGGGAAGCCCGGGCCAAGAUCAUUUUGGCCGAGGGCGAGGCCAAAGCCUCAAAGGCUCUGAAGGAAGCCUCCGAUGUGAUGGCCGAGAACCAAAUUACCCUACAACUGAGGCAUCUUCAGAUCCUCUCAUCUUUGGCAACGGAACGUCGUGUAAAUGUCAUAUUUCCCAUUCCCUUGGAAAUUAUGGAACCAUUUGUUGAUGGAAGUGAAUCGCCUGCACCAAAGCAGGAUGACAACGAAAGGGAUCAAUCUGAUUAUUUAAAUUUGAUCUCGCCAAAAGUUUACAUAAUGGGUCCUCCACCGGACAGCUUUCCUGGUGAGAAUGGUAACCAAAAUGGACAGGAAAAUGAGAAAGGCCGAACUUGGAAGUGGCCACCAUUUUUGAGACUCUCGCGAAGUGGUGAACGUGGUGAACAACCUUCCAGCAGCCAGCCAUCGACCAGCACAGGGACCAACCGAGCAGCUGAGGUCGAACCCUACCCACUGCUUUCGAAGCCACCAGCUCGUUCUAGUUCUGCGCCUGCUAAGCCAUCUCCCAUACCCCUUCCCCCACGCCCCGAUCCGCCGGCACUUCCUCCCAUUCCUCCCCAUCCGACCUUACCUCCUCUUCCCGAACGCCCCAUACCACCGGCCAAGUCUACUUCACCUCCAAGGGAAGACAGUCCAAAAGUACCAAAGUCCGACAAAAACUACUAUUUUUAGAAGCAUUUGUUUAAAAGCAUUUUGUGGAUUGUGUGAUAAAAUAAAUAUUAAUA